Molecule: messenger RNA, 966 nt
Organism: Seminavis robusta
Lineage: Eukaryota; Bacillariophyta; Bacillariophyceae; Naviculales; Naviculaceae
Source: the annotation of a GenBank genome assembly
AUGUCGUCCUUCGUCGCCAUUGAUCACUUUGCCAAGGCAACAUUGACAGCCAUCCCACCUGAUGAAAAGCCUACCUACAAUAGCUUGAAAACCAUCCACCAAGAACUCAAUGACAAUGCCAUGGCCAUCAAUUCCACUCUCGGUGGAGGACACUACGGCCACCUAAGACUGGUCCUUCCCCCAAUCAAGUACAAUGACUUACCCAACACCAUCCCGUGGGUCAAUCCACUCCACCCUGGAGAAGCACCCGUCCAUGGAGUGGCACCUACAGGCCCCCAAAUCACUGAAACCAACAGAGUCUAUGCAGCCAAUGAGACAAAAUUCCUCAUCUACAGAGCUACUGAAACCGCACUCAAGAAACAACUCAUCGAAGCGGUGCCAGACACAUUCAUCAAGACACUCAAACAUGACAUGUAUGGGUACGCACAAGUCACGGUCAUAGCCAUGCUCAACCACCUAGAUAGAACCUAUGGAACAGUUGGUCCACAAGACCUCAGCGACAACAUGAAACGAAUGACGGCCGAGUGGAGCCCCACUCAGCCAAUCGAAGACCUUUACAAUCAAGUCAAGGACGCACAGAAAUUUGCGGCCGACCAUGACCCAAUCACGGACAAACACGCAGUACGUGCAGCAAUUGACAACCUUGAAAACAGCGGUGUAUUCACCAAUGCGAAGGAAAUGGAAGAACAAGAAUUCACCCACAUGGAACGCCACUUCAACGCUGCCGACAAGGAACGCCGUCGAAUCCUAACAACCAAGGAGAUGGGAUUUGCCAACAAGGCGAUCGAAAAAAGCAACACCAAUACUACCCCAAACGUCAACCCUGGUCAUCGAUCCGAUGCCAAUGGCGACAACAUGCAUGGCGGAUGUUGCAUCAUCCGCCGCCGCGCUGGAGAAAAGGCUGUCUAUCGACGCCCAGCUCGCCAGAACAAUGACGAAAACCAACCUCCUCCAGCCCAAGGAUGA